CAUGGGAUCACAGAAAUCUGCAGGUUUUUCAAUAAUCUGAGCUUUCAUCGCUUCUGGGUUCUCUGUAAUUCCCAAUAUUAUGAGCUUAUUGAUACUCAUACUUCUAAUUUGAAUCCCCAGAAGAAGCUUUCGGGAAUCGAAAUGAAUCCACCUACUUUGAUGAACGAUGGCUCAUUUCCAAGUAACCCAAAUGCCAAUGCCAAUAUCACGCCCUACAAUCUCCCGGAGAUCUGGCAGUUCCCAAUUAAUGGUGGAACUGGUGUUGAUGAAUCUGAACCUGGACUCGCCCUCAGGAUGGCUCACCUCGCCCAUAAUUUGGGGCAUUUUGAAGAGAUUGCUAUGGGGAAUCCAGAGGUUUCGUCUAGUGUUCCAAUGAACUUGCUGCUGUUGCAGAGACUAGCUCAUGUCCGUGGCGUUUCCAAGAAGCGGCUUGAUUCAGACCAAGAUUCGCCUAAGCUCAGUUCGUCUAGUAAUGGCAACAAUGUCAGUGGCAAUAGUGGCGCCGCGAAUGACUCUGGUGGAAAACGCCUUAAAUCAGCGGCUUGUAGAGAUGAUAAACACGAAUCUAAAACAGAAGCGGAACCCAGAUCUGGCAAGGCCGAGGAGAACUCUCAACCCCCUCCAGAAAAACCCAAAUUGGAUUACAUCCAUGUGCGAGCGAGAAGGGGCCAAGCAACUGAUAGCCAUAGUCUAGCAGAAAGGGCCAGAAGAGAAAAGAUAAGUGAGAGAAUGAAAAUUCUACAAGAUUUGGUCCCUGGGUGUAAUAAGGUGAUUGGAAAAGCUCUUGUACUAGAUGAGAUAAUCAAUUACAUUCAAUCUCUUCAGCGUCAGGUUGAGUUCUUGUCAAUGAAGCUAGAAGCAGUUAAUUCGAGGAUUGGCCCUGGAAUUGAAGUGUUUUCUCCUAAAGAUUAUGGCCAACAGACAUUCGAUACAACAGGUACGACAUUCGGCUCACAAGCAACAAGAGAAUACAGCCGUGGGUCAUCACCCGAAUGGCUGCAUAUGCAGAUCGGUGGGAGUUUCGAAAGAACGACGUAGUAGUCCAGUAAAUUCUGUGAACCAUUACUAAUAAAAGCAAGAAAGAGCAGUAGUAGAGCUCUCAACAAGUAUAGUCCAUAUGGAAAAAUGAAAGGUAGAGUUAAAAUGAUAGACUGAAGCAUGAAGAUAUGGAUGCUGUUCAUCAUAGAUCUGCUUUUAAGUUAGUGAUUGAACAUCUGGUAGUGUGUUGGAAAGUAGAUUCUCUGAUAUCUCUGCUCAUAAACUCCUUCAUACAAAUACUAAAAAGUUAACCUGCUGAACAAGCAUUAUUCUUGUGAAAAUAAAGUAUUGCUUGGAAUGAAUUUUCAACAUUAUUAUUAUUAUU
This is a messenger RNA of Cucurbita moschata (crookneck pumpkin), 1363 nucleotides long. Its product is annotated as transcription factor BHLH094-like. NCBI's taxonomy places the organism in Eukaryota, Viridiplantae, Streptophyta, Magnoliopsida, Cucurbitales, Cucurbitaceae. Gene Ontology annotation, molecular function: DNA-binding transcription factor activity; protein dimerization activity. The record is from RefSeq and is a predicted model, not a curated record. Bases 142 to 1038 code for a protein of 298 amino acids. Gene Ontology annotation, biological process: regulation of DNA-templated transcription. The transcript has 7 exons. Gene Ontology annotation, cellular component: nucleus.